Molecule: messenger RNA, 639 nt
Organism: Gossypium raimondii (Peruvian cotton)
Lineage: Eukaryota; Viridiplantae; Streptophyta; Magnoliopsida; Malvales; Malvaceae
Exons: 2
Coding region: 13-639 (208 amino acids)
Source: RefSeq, a predicted model, not a curated record
UUACCCAAUGCGAUGUUGAAGGCAAGACCUAAUAUCGAGUCAAGGAUUAGGUUACUGAAAAGAGAUUGGUCAAUAGUGUAUGACAUGCUUAAUGGCCAAAACAAUAGCGGUUUUGGUUGGGACGACCAUAGGCAGGUCGUUGUUGCUGAAGAUGCGGUUUGGGACUCUUAUUUAAAGAGUCAUAAAGAAGCCGGUCAGUUCAGACAUCGUAGUUUCCCCUACUACGACCAACUUACUGCCAUAUACGCAAAAGAUCGAGCGACUGGGAAAGACGCUCAAACAGCCGCUGACGUUCUUGAAGAAAUAAAUGCUGAGGAUGUACCUUCUGCAGAUAUUAAUGAAGACAGAAACGAAUACUAUGAUUGCGAUGCUAAUGUCUCUUUGGAUGACAUGGAUGUUUCUGCCACGGAGCCGCAAACAGACAAAAACCAAGGGGGUUCCUCAUCUUCAAAGAGGAAAAAAAAGAAUUCUGAUGCAACUGGUCAUUUUUCUUCUUCAGUUACUGAUGCUGCCACUUUAUUGGCUGAAAACAUGCGGGCCAUUGGCGAACAAAUUAGUAGGAGUAUUGCCUCCGAUGUGGUAGUUCACCAGCACAUCCAAGAAAAAGCGCAAAUUUAUAUCCAACCUUAUGUGAAAUAG